Messenger RNA from Lachancea thermotolerans CBS 6340, 1383 nucleotides. RefSeq names its product protein phosphatase 2A regulatory subunit CDC55 (gene CDC55). Gene Ontology annotation, cellular component: protein phosphatase type 2A complex; cytosol. NCBI's taxonomy places the organism in Eukaryota, Fungi, Ascomycota, Saccharomycetes, Saccharomycetales, Saccharomycetaceae. The transcript has a single exon. The coding region runs from base 1 to 1383 and encodes 460 amino acids. Gene Ontology annotation, molecular function: protein phosphatase regulator activity; protein binding. Gene Ontology annotation, biological process: peptidyl-serine dephosphorylation. The record is from RefSeq and is a predicted model, not a curated record.
AUGUCUAAAAACAGCUUUGAUUUCAAGUUCAGCCAGUGCUUUGGCGACAAAGCCGACAUUGUUGUGACGGAGGCCGACAUCAUCACUGCGGUGGAGUUCGAUCACACCGGUGACUUUUUGGCCACUGGAGAUCGCGGGGGCCGUGUAGUAUUGUUUGAGCGCAACAACAGCAAACACUGUGAGUACAAGUUCCUCACAGAAUUCCAGUCGCAUGACGCCGAAUUCGAUUACUUGAAAUCGCUAGAAAUAGAGGAGAAGAUCAAUCAGAUCAAGUGGUGUCGCCCCACAAACCAGUCGCAUUUCCUUUUAAGCACAAAUGACAAAACAAUCAAGCUGUGGAAAGUCUACGAAAAGAACAUCAAGCUGGUAAGUGAGAACAACUUGAGCGAGAACUCAUUUGCACGCGGGUCGACCGGCAGCGGUAACGGUAGUAUCAACAGUUCGAACGGCAACGGCGCCGCUAAAGCAGUAUUAUCUUUGUCCACACUGAAACUUCCUAAACUAUCCCAACAUGACAAAAUCAUUGCUGCGGCUCCUAAAAAGAUAUACAGCAAUGCACACACAUAUCAUAUCAACUCGAUAUCGAUAAAUUCGGACCAAGAAACAUUUAUCAGUGCAGAUGAUCUUAGAAUAAACCUGUGGAACCUGGAUAUACCGGAUCAAUCGUUCAACAUUGUAGAUAUCAAACCUGCAAACAUGGAGGAACUGACAGAAGUUAUAACUAGUGCUGAGUUCCACCCUCAACAUUGCAACUUGUUCAUGUACUCAUCUUCAAAAGGCACAAUCAAGCUGGCGGAUAUGCGACAGAAUGCGCUCUGUGAUUACCGUGCUAAGACGUUUGAGGAAUACAUGGACCCUAUAAAUCACAAUUUUUUCACCGAAAUUACUUCUUCUAUAUCCGACGUUAAAUUCAGCCCGGAUGGGCGAUACAUCGCCUCGAGAGAUUACUUGACUGUUAAGAUUUGGGACAUCAACAUGGGCAACAAGCCAGUAAAAACCAUCAACAUCCAAGAUCAGCUGAAGGAUAGAUUAAGCGAUACUUACGAGAAUGACGCAAUCUUCGAUAAGUUCGAAGUGAGCUUCAGUGGGGAUAGCUCCAGUUUAAUGACAGGGUCUUACAAUAAUACGUUCAUGAUCUACCCAGAUGUAGUAAAGGGCAAGACCAGCACUUCGCCACCAAUGGACGAAAUUGUGCUACAGGCCGACAAGACAGCAUUCAAGUCCAAGAAACUGGGCUCGUUGGAGCAACAAAGUGCUCGCAACAAGGAAUGGGGGGACGACAUAGACUUCAAGAAGUCUAUUCUACAUUUCUCAUGGCAUCCAAGGGAAAACAGUGUGGCUAUCGCGGCGACAAAUAAUCUAUUUAUUUUUUCAGCAUUAUAG